AUAAGAACGACGCCACUGGGGGGGCGGGCUGAAGAGGAGCGCAGGCGCACUGUGUUGCGAGUCUCGGGACCCCUUUCCGAGAGACCAUGGCGCUUAACAAGAAUCACUCGGAGGGCGGCGGAGUAAUCGUCAACAACACGGAGAGCAUCCUGAUGUCCUAUGACCAUGUGGAGCUUACCUUCAAUGACAUGAGGAAUGUUCCAGAAGCCUUCAAAGGGACCAAGAAAGGCACUGUGUACCUUACCCCUUACCGGGUCAUCUUUCUGUCCAAGGGGAGGGAUGCCAUGCAGUCCUUCAUGAUGCCGUUUUAUCUGAUGAAGGACUGUGAGAUCAAGCAGCCUGUGUUUGGCGCAAACUAUAUCAAGGGAACUGUGAAGGCGGAAGCAGGAGGCGGCUGGGAAGGCUCCGCCUCCUACAAGUUGACCUUCACAGCAGGGGGCGCCAUUGAGUUUGGACAGCGAAUGCUCCAGGUGGCGUCACAAGCCUCCAGAGGUGAAGCCCCCAAUGGAGCCUAUGGGUACCCUUACAUGCCCAGCGGGGCCUAUGUCUUUCCCCCACCAGUCGCCAAUGGAAUGUACCCCUGCCCUCCUGGCUACCCCUAUCCACCGCCCCCACCUGAGUUCUAUCCAGGACCUCCCAUGAUGGAUGGAGCCAUGGGAUACGUGCAGCCCCCGCCACCACCCUAUCCUGGACCCAUGGAGCCUCCAGUCAGCGGCCCUGAUGUCCCCUCCACUCCUGCAGCCGAGGCCAAGGCCGCAGAAGCAGCUGCCAGUGCCUAUUACAAUCCAGGCAACCCACACAACGUCUACAUGCCCACGAGCCAGCCUCCGCCACCUCCCUACUACCCCCCAGAAGACAAGAAGACGCAGUAGACUCCGUCCGCCUCCCUGCCUCCCGUCCUCAUGGCUCUUUCCUCCCCCUCCCCGUGGGGCUGGUUGCAUCUGUGCUGGGGGGUCAGGGAGGACCUUGUUCUCCCCAGGGCUGAUGAUAAAUAGUGACCAGGAACUCGUUUUUUGGGAAGCGUGGAUUGGCACCCCCGCUUCCCAUGCCGGCUCUGCCAUGGCUUCCUCUCACCAUCUCAAGCUCUCAGGAGCACAGCGUGUCCUGUGGUUCCUGUUUCACUCUCCUUCCCACGGAGGGACUCUCUGGCCGCCGCCUCCACCACAGCGCAGCCCCCACAUUCUGAUAGGAAUUCUACACUCAGCCUUGUGAGCUUCAUGAGACCAGCCAUGUGUCUUCCCUGCCUGUUUCGCCAGGGCUUGCUGACAUUCCUCCCGCUGGUCUGUGUCUGACCCUGGAGGGCCACUGUUCUGACAGACGUCAGCUCACAUUCCAUUCAGCCCGGCCCAGCCCCCAGCCGCCCCCCACCCUGUCUGUGGGCAUUCUGUUGCCACCCCUGGCUUCAGGGGCUGGACCGUGUUCCGGGGUUUGGGGACAUUAGGGGAAAGACCCCUACAGCCAGGGAGGAGGCCCCUCCGCUCUCUGCUAGUGAUUGUGGAAUUUGGUUUCCCGCUUAUCUCCUUUCCAUCUCCACGCGGCUUCCUGUUAGGAGCCGUGGAGCGCAUGUCUGUCCCGUGGUGCUGUUCGGGGCUGCGGGGUGGGCUCAGAAGCAGGCUCCGCCCUGUGCGCCGACCACCACAGCCGCAGGCCCCCCAGCCUGUCCUCCCUGGAUGCAGGCCCUUCAGCCUCCCUGUCCAGAUGCACGAAGAUUUGCUCUUGAUUGCUUCCAGACUGGCCACAAAGUGAGAUGGUUGUUUAAAGAGAUUCCGUAUUUAUUUGACAAAAAAUUAGUUAAUAUAUUAAUGUGAAAUAAACCCUAUUUGCACCUUGAUUUGUUUGCUAAAACUGUGAAAUAGUAAAAAUGAAGUACUGACUC
Chinchilla lanigera (long-tailed chinchilla) is the source of this 1876-nucleotide messenger RNA. It is a transcript of the gene Wbp2, whose product is annotated as WW domain binding protein 2. Gene Ontology annotation, biological process: positive regulation of DNA-templated transcription. Gene Ontology annotation, molecular function: transcription coactivator activity; chromatin DNA binding. The record is from RefSeq and is a predicted model, not a curated record. The coding region runs from base 87 to 872 and encodes 261 amino acids. Gene Ontology annotation, cellular component: nucleus. Lineage: Eukaryota; Metazoa; Chordata; Mammalia; Rodentia; Chinchillidae. The transcript has 8 exons.